Molecule: messenger RNA, 1887 nt
Organism: Gamsiella multidivaricata
Lineage: Eukaryota; Fungi; Mortierellomycota; Mortierellomycetes; Mortierellales; Mortierellaceae
Exons: 2
Coding region: 1-1887 (628 amino acids)
Source: RefSeq, a predicted model, not a curated record
AUGUCCGUUUUCAACGUCUUCAUCCUAAUUGCAUGCACAAGCAUUGCUCUCUUGUCCACACCAGUACUUGCCAGCUGCUGCUACACCUUCGCCUGCCAACCUUUGCCUUCAUCAUUCUCAUCUCACGGUACCAUCGAGAGCACCAGCAACACCAACAAUAACAACAACGACAAUCCUUCGCGAUCUAUCGCCCUCUCUCUAACAGUCACCUCUCAAUUCGCAUAUAAUUCCCCUGGCUCCAAAUAUCUCGCGUCAAUCCAUUUCCCCAGCAGCUACGUCCUUACCGCAAUCCCUUCAGGUUGUAUAUCCAUCACCGCCAACUCUGUAAGCUGCACAUCCUCAGGAACAAGUCGACUGGUCAAGGAUUUCGUGAAUAUUAUUAUCACUGACGGCACUGGGAGUAGGACUCCGAAACUGGAGGAUGUGGUCGUAAAUGGAGAACAGUGUGGUCUCCAGGCCUCGUGUCCUCUCCCAACGACGAUAACAGUGCUGACCGUAACCACGGUCGCGAUAACAAUACCAUCGUGGAGCUCCACCGCCAUGAAUCCAACAGUGACAGCCACCACCAUCACCACUACACCUGUACCACAGUCGACCUACCUCACAUUUUUUAGAACACCUUCGCCGACACCUGAUAGUGGUGGGAAUACAGAGGCAAUGGACAGGAGUCCAGAUAAGUCAAACGUGGGUCUGAUCGUAGGGUUGGCGAUACUCGCGGCAUUACUGGCGCUAGUCGUCAGUCUUUACAUGCUCCGACGAAACAGGAAGCAAAAGGGAUCUUUGAUUUGUUGCGGGAUUCGUCGCAAGGGUUCAAGGCGUCCAUGGGGACGCGAGAGUAGCAUUUACGACGUCCAUGGGCUCGAAAGCGGGAGCAGGAAGAGCAUUGGUGGCAGAUCGACGGAAUCGAAUGAAAAAGCGGCGGCGAUGCAGACCGCAGAAGCCGCGGCGCGAGGCCUUGUGGAUGGACGGACGCGUGGUUCUCGAUCUGCAGGGCCUAGGCGCAACAGGACGCCUCGUCCACCUCCGCUUUCACAUGCUGGGCAAGGAAUGAUAUUGAUCGAUAUCCCAGAAAUGCUUGAGCCUAGGCGGAACGGGGCCAAUUAUUUUGGGAAUGAGAACGAUGAGAUCCAAAGUGGAUUUGAGCAGGAACCUAGUGACGAUGCAGGUAUCAAUCAACAGUUGCUGCAGGCGCCAUUAAGGAGAUCAGUAUCGAAAUCUUCGAGGCAUUCGUGGGUGGCAGCGGUGACAAAUAAAGGCGCGAGGCUGCAUCGGGCAAUGAGCACGGCGUCCUUUAAGCUACAUCGCCGAUCAACACAAUUACAACCAGGGCAUAGGAACGAGCAGGGAUGGGGACAGGAACAGGGGCAGCAGAGAAGGAGACCGAAAUUCCCACAGGAUGGGAUUUCGUUCAGAGGCGAACACGCGCUCAUCCGGCCGCCUAAAAGCGCGCACAGAGUACAUCAGGGAGGCACGCGUGAACGUCGUUAUAAAAGUGGAGUUUUGGUGACAACCAUCCGACCGGAACACCAUGAACAACAAUUGCGUCAAAUGAGGUUCGAGCAUGCGCUAGAGUAUAAGCGGAGAAGUGGGGGGCCGGAUGAUGCAGAUACAGCACAGCUAUUGAUUCAACAGCAGAACUAUCGGCUGCCUGCUGUAGGGAGUUCAGUAGAAGAUUUGAAUGGAAAGGGCAAGGCGACAGGGAUUCGGACGAGUGGAAUGGAGGUGUUUAUGAAUCCUGGUCCACCACCGCUUCCACCGCCCACGCGGCCGCUGUCGCACCGUGCGCAGAGGGUGAGGACUCGUCCGCCGAAGAUGCAUCAUUUGAAGGCUGGCGUAGACUCGAGUGGGGCAGGUGUUGAAGAUGAAGGACUUUACGGAUACAUGUAA